Mya arenaria is the source of this 1935-nucleotide messenger RNA. Its product is annotated as BTB/POZ domain-containing protein 6-A-like. The record is from RefSeq and is a predicted model, not a curated record. Lineage: Eukaryota; Metazoa; Mollusca; Bivalvia; Myida; Myidae. The coding region runs from base 50 to 523 and encodes 157 amino acids. The transcript is spliced from 3 exons. Gene Ontology annotation, molecular function: protein binding.
GUUUGAAAUCGAAUCUGGUAAUUUCCAUUUUGACCUAAAUCUACCAAGUAUGUCUGACGUCUGGCAACACGAGGAAUCGUUCGCCGUCACGAACGCGCAUAUGCUGGGUGCUCACGCAUUAUGUGAUGUUACUUUCAUAGUGGGGGAGGAACAACAGGAAGUGAGGUGUCACCGGUUCAUGCUGGCCAGCCGAUCUCCGGUGUUCUACACGAUGUUUUGUGGCUCUCUUCCGGAAGUCAGCUUUGUGGAAAUACGUGAUGUGGAGGCAGACGUCUUCAGAACAGUCGUCAGGUUUAUGUAUACGGGAGAAAUCCAGUUAAUGCCUGAUUCCGUCAUGGCAACGAUGUACGCUGCAAAGAAAUACGACAUUCAACCCUUGACAAACCGCUGCAAGACGUUUCUUGAAAAGGAAAUUAAAGUAGAAAACAUCUGUAUCAUCCUUGACCAAGUUCGAAGAAAAGGAUUUGAUUCAACGAUGCAAGUUCUUCGUAUCAGAACACACUCGCUUAGUGUUUCAAUCUGACACAUUUUUUAUAAUAUCUUCGGAAGCCCAUAGGUUGGUGUUUGAGGCAGAAAUGGAGACACCAAAACUACCACCAGAAGAAGUGUAUGCAUCAUGUAAGAGAUGGCGAAACAGACCUGUUCUACAUCUGGAAACGAGGUGACUGACCAGGCACUCAGACGACAUCUUGGGGACCUGAAGCUUCUAGUCGAUUUGCUUGUAUGACAUUCGAAUCGUUCGCUGACAACGUUAUGCAGGAAACAUUUUGUCGGACAAAGAAAAAGUCAUGUUCCUGACAGGUAUAAGGCAACGUCAAAAGACAGAAGGAAAGCUUUUCUUUGUUGAGAGAUUUUCUGAAAGAUUUACACAACCAUAUACUCACGGUGGUUCUCAAGACGGAAUUAGCUUUAAAACUUCAAAAGCUGUGAUACUUUGCAAUGUAGCUCUUUACCUUCCCCUUUCAAGGAUAGGUUUAACUGGCCCGUUGGAAAUUCUUGAGGACCAGACGGUCGUGUCGGCCCAGAAUGUUACUCUUUCUUACAAGCAAAACGAAAAGUAUGAGAAUAUACCUCUUUCAAAUAAAGUUAACAUUCGCACUGGUGUUAUAUAUUCGGUGCGCCAGAGGCUAACAGGAGGUGACUCGGGCAGUGGAAAAACAUACAAAAGGAAGCAGGCAUUUCAUGGUGUUGAAGUCGACUUUAUGAAUCUACAUGCUGGAAUGUCAAGUAAUCAAACCGACCUGGCUCGAUAUUAGGUUUUAACCUUCAAAACAAUUUGAAAUUUCAAUUUAUGCAAAUGAUUCCUUUUGACGAUAUUUUUGCGACAUUUAACAAUAUAUCAGUGUCUUCCCUCAAACAAUGUAAACCAAUGUAAACCAACAAUAACAAUGAAACGUUUAUAAAUUUCGUUGUAUUUGUAUAAUCUGUUAAUUUAUGCAAAUGCUAAUCCAAUGUUAAGUGUAAUAAACAGUUUUUAUUGAGUGAUAUUGACCCAGCAGUGGUUAGCUAGUUUCAUCCCUGUUGUCACAAGUUUUAGUUUCUUGUAUAUACAUUUGUUCCCUUGGUCAAUUAAAAUGUGUGCCGUAUGUAAACGUUUUGUUGUUAUAGUUAUGUUGUCGCAGAUAUUUGUGUUUUUGUGUUUUUGUCUUAAUUCUUUUCUCGUAUAUAGGUUGUAGUACUGCAAAUUUUAAGAGGUGUAGAACAUAAAAAGAGGUAUUAUACUUUUUUCAGUUGAUAUUAAUUUGUGUGCUAUUUGUAAACGCUGUCGGUUUUGCUACAGGUGGUAUUUUAUGUUCUUUGCUAUUAUUUCUAGGGAUGCAAACGAAUAUUCGAAUAUUCGAAUUUUCGAUCGAAACGUUUGGUAUUCGAAUGUCAAAAUAGGUAUUCGAAUAUUCGAUGUUUUUGUUGAAAUAAUAAAUUAAUACACGUUUUGCC